AUGCUUAGAACUAUAGCUAACACCCAAAGAUCGGCAAUUCGUUCAUUUGCUACUUUUUCAUCACCCGAAUCAGUCUUGCCAAAGAAAUAUGGUGGCAGAUACACUGUUACUUUAAUUCCUGGUGAUGGUGCUGGUAAAGAAAUCACCGAUUCAGUCAAAACCAUCUUCAAGUCACAAAAUGUUCCAAUUGAUUGGGAAGUUGUUGAAGUAAGUGGUGUUUCUGGUGAUUCAGGUAAACACCAUGGUGUCGACGAAGCAGUUGAAUCUUUAAAAAGAAACAAGGUUGGUUUGAAAGGUAUUUUGUAUACUCCUUCUGACAAAUCAGGUAAAUCAUUGAAUGUUGCUUUGAGAAAAGAAUUGGAUAUUUAUGCUUCAUUGGUUUUGAUCAAAAACAUUCCUGGUGUUAAAGGUAUUUAUGAUGGAAUUGAUUUUGCUUUAGUUAGAGAAAACACCGAGGGUGAAUAUUCUGGUUUGGAACAUCAAUCUUACCCUGGUGUUGUUGAAUCAAUGAAGGUUAUUACCAGAUUCAAGUCUGAAAGAAUUGCCAAAUUCGCCUUUGAUUUCGCUGAAAAGAACAAUAGAAAAUUAGUUACUGCUAUUCACAAAGCAAACAUUAUGAAGUUGGGUGACGGUUUAUUUAGACAAACAGUUAAGGAUGUCGCUCAAGAUUAUUCCGGUAUUGCUGUCAAUGAUUUGAUUGUUGACAAUGCUUCUAUGCAAGCAGUUGCCAAGCCACAACAAUUUGACGUCUUGGUUACUCCAAACUUGUACGGUUCUAUCUUAUCCAACAUCGGUGCUGCUUUGAUUGGUGGCCCAGGUUUAGUUCCUGGUGCUAACUUUGGUAGAGAGUAUGCUGUUUUCGAACCAGGAUGUCGUCAUGUCGGUUUGGAUAUCGAAGGUAAAAACACUGCUAACCCAACUGCCAUGAUUUUGUCUGCCACCAUGUUGUUGAGACACUUGGGAUUGAACGCUGAGGCUGAUAAGAUUUCCCAAGCUACUUAUGAUGUUAUUGCUGAAGGUAAGGUAAGAACUAAGGAUAUUGGUGGAACUUCAUCAACUACCGAAUUCACUGAUGCUAUUGUUAACAAAUUGGAUUAG
This is a messenger RNA of Lodderomyces margitis, 1098 nucleotides long. RefSeq names its product isocitrate dehydrogenase (NAD(+)) (gene IDH1). Gene Ontology annotation, molecular function: isocitrate dehydrogenase (NAD+) activity; magnesium ion binding; NAD binding. Gene Ontology annotation, cellular component: mitochondrion. NCBI's taxonomy places the organism in Eukaryota, Fungi, Ascomycota, Pichiomycetes, Serinales, Debaryomycetaceae. The record is from RefSeq and is a predicted model, not a curated record. Bases 1 to 1098 code for a protein of 365 amino acids. Gene Ontology annotation, biological process: tricarboxylic acid cycle; isocitrate metabolic process. The transcript has 2 exons.